This is a messenger RNA of Lobosporangium transversale, 856 nucleotides long. RefSeq lists its product as hypothetical. Lineage: Eukaryota; Fungi; Mortierellomycota; Mortierellomycetes; Mortierellales; Mortierellaceae. Bases 6 to 359 code for a protein of 117 amino acids. The record is from RefSeq and is a predicted model, not a curated record. The transcript has a single exon.
UAUUCAUGAGCAUGGACUGGAUCCUCCUUUUUGCUAGUGAUGUGGUACCUGUGUCUACCCAUCCUGGCAACGCUGAUAUCACUGGCGCUAUCCCUUCCCUUCCUCUCUUCUCUUUCUCUCCUCCGCCAGCCCCUGCGCAAUGGACUCAGUCAACAGUGGUCUGCUCAAUAGGCUCUGUCCUCUUAUUAUUCUCUCUUCGUUUGGUGUUAAUCUUUGCCAUCACUUUUUGUUACUCUCUUCAACUUUACACUUUGCUUCUGACGCUUGCUUCUGUUUCUGAACCACCUAUUCACUAUUGCCUUAGGCUCUCAGCAACUAACCUUACAUGGCAGAGGCACUUCUCUUUGCUUCCUACAUGAUUGAACCAAAGUAACAUGUACGAGGUGCUCAAGCCUCCUGUUCCCCCUUCCUUUCACCAAAAAGAAAAACAAAUUGCGGCAUAACCGUUAGUUGCGAGUUUCUUUCUUUCUUUUUUUUAUUGUCACGCUUUUGUCGUUGGUAUUGCACUAUCCCUACAUGCCACAUGGGACAGUCAUCUCUUCGCUUCUUUCCAUUCCUUCCUUCGCCCCCUAAUUAAUUGUAUGACAAUGACGAUGGUCUCCUUGCUGUGUAAAAGGCGCGGUUUUAUUAUAUUAUUAUAAUUAUCUGAUGCAAUUCCAACCAAACAGUUUUUGCAUAUUAAAUACAUCAAUCAGAUACUCUUUCUCCCAACCAUGAUCUUGAUGCUAACUAGAAUUUGCCCUCUACUUAGCUCUUUGAUCUCAUUUAGACAUUCACAUCCAUCCGCACAUUGCGGUUUAACGCGCACCUCUAUUAGAUCCACGCAUGUCCAUUGCGCCUUCCAUAUCUGCCAGCA